AUUUUUUUUUUUUGGGGGGGGGAUUUAUUUUAUUUGCAGCCAGGAUGAGGGGCAGCACGGUGGCUCGGUGUGUGACUCUGCUGGCCCUGUGUUGUCUUCUGAUACCCCGAGGAGGUGAGGCCGCCGGGGGGGUAGUUUCUCAGCAGCAGGGUGAAGAGAGCAGCCGAGAGGUGGAGGAGGACAACCACGAUCGCGAUCCUGAUCCCGGUCCUGAUCAAGUCCCCGCAGGAGACCCACACCCUCUGGAGAGAGACGUUCGGGAGACGGGGGAGGCAGUGAGGGCAGGGCUGUUGGCCAGAGUUAGGAGGGCAGUGGAGGAAGGCAAGAAGAAGAAAGGCAAGAAGAAGAAGAAGGACAAGACGACGGCCACCGCACUCCCGACUACCACGGCAGUCCCGACGGAACCACCGACGGAACCCCCCACGGAACCACCCACGGACUACCCUUACUACGACCCUGACCUUUGGAAACCGGACGAGGACUACUGGGACGCCGGGCCCACUACACCCAGACCUCAGCCCACUAACCCCACCGCGGACUCGGACGACUACUGGCCGGAGGAGGUCGACCCGGCUGUCACAGACGCCUACAAGGAUUACUGGAAAGCGAGGGAGAGGGAGCCGCCGUCCACACUGCCGCCCGACGCCUAUUGGAAAAUGGAAACUUCCACGCCAGCGCCUGUUAUUUACGACGACUACUGGAAACCGGACGAGAUGGAACCCAACGCCUUCGUGACAGACAACUACGACAACUACUGGAGAGGGGUGGAAACGACUCCCUCCGCCCCCCAGGUCGACGGAAAGGGCGGGACCGACGACACGGAACACUGGAACGCAAAAUACGAUCUCCCGUUCCCUGACGGUAAAGAGGUCAGCCCCGAGAUCGUCGUAGAAACUCUACCAGAGGAGCUGACGACUGCUUCGCCGUAUGAGGGGACGUGGUACGAUGCCUACGAUGAAUAUGGGAGAAAAGAAGAGGAGACAGAAGACAAAUGGAUGGAAAGAGAACGAGAGCGAGCCAGAAAGGAACGGGAAAGGCAGGAGCAAGGUAAAAGAACCCAGAUGUGGCUCAGCUUUUUUUUUUCUUUUUUUUUUUUCCACUUGCGUAACACUUUUUUGACAACAAACCACGAGUUGUUUUUGCAAAAAGCAGAGAACGGUUCUGAGGAUGAGGAGGACCUGAGAGGCGGGGCGUGGUGCGCAAACUCAGAGGACACGAUCCACUGGGUUGAGAUCGACGCUCGCAAAGACACGGAGUUCACGGGAGUUAUCACUCAGGGCCGGGACUCUUUGAACGAGAGCGACUACGUGACAUCCUAUUUCCUGGCGUUCAGCAACGACAGCAGAUUAUGGACAACAAUCCACGACGGAUACGCAGACUGGUUGUUCUUUGGAAACAGUGACAGGGACAUUCCUGUGAUGAACCAGUUGGCGGAGCCGGUGUUGGCCCGGUAUAUCAGGAUCAUCCCGCAGAGCUGGAACGGCUCCCUGUGCAUGAGGCUGGAGGUCCUCGGCUGCCCGCUGCCUGACCCGACCGAGGUCCAGUACAGACAGAAUGAAGUGAUGCCGGUGGAUUACCUGAAGUUCAAGCACCACAGCUACUCGGAGAUGGUCCAGCUCAUGAAGUCGGUCAACGCCGAGUGUCCCAACAUCACCGACGUCUACAGCCUGGGCCGCAGCACCAAGGGCCUGGACAUCAUGGCCAUGGUCGUCUCCGGGAACCCCAAAGAGCACGAAAUAGGUGAGCCAGAGUUCCGAUUCACGGCGGGUCUCCAUGGAAACGAGGCGACGGGUCGGGAGUUGCUCCUGCUGCUGAUGCAGUAUCUGUGCAAAGAGUACAAAGACCGGAACUCCAGAGUGCAGCGGCUGGUGGAGGGGAUACGCAUCCACCUGGUGCCGUCGCUCAACCCUGACGGACACGAGGAAGCGUUCGAAGCCGGGUCGGAGCUGAGCAGUUGGACUACCGGACACUUCAACAACUACGGCUUCGACAUCUUCCAGAACUUCCCCGAUCUGAACAGCGUCCUGUGGGACGCCGAAGACAAGGGCAUGGUUCCCAAACUCACCCCCAACCACCAUGUGCCCAUUCCGGAAAACUUUGAAUUCAACAACUCGAUUGCCGUGGAGACCAGGGCCAUAAUCUCCUGGAUGGAAAGCCACCCAUUUGUGCUAGGCGCCAACUUUCAGGGCGGGGAAACAAUCGUGGCCUACCCUUAUGACAGUCUGCGUCUCAACAAAGUGGCCGACGGCCAGAAACCUCACAGCCGCAGGAAGAGACAGUACAAGGAGGAGGCAUACGAGGAGGAGGAGAGGGGUUACGACGUCACAGAGUGGGGUCAGGGUUACCACAAGGAGCCGGAGGAGGACUGGCGGAGCCGGGGGUACGCCGAGCCAGAGGAGGAGUGGAGGGGGCACGGGGAAGCCCGCGGCUACGACGGUGGCGGCGGCGGCGGCUACAACCAUGGCUACGAUGAUCGUGGCUACGACCAUACUUACAACCAGGGUCACAGCGAAGGUUACGGCCACAGGGAGGAAGACGAAGACGACAGAGGAAGAAGCGCCGGGUAUCAGUACUCGGAACCCGACAAACCUCGGGCUGUCGCGGACGAGUCCCUCUUCAGGUGGCUGGCCGUGUCCUACGCGUUCACACACAUGUCCAUGACGCGCAACUUCCACGGCUCCUGCCACGGAGACAUUUCGGGCGCGGGGCACGGCAUCGUCAACCGCGCCAAGUGGAAGCCAGUGACAGGUAUGAACGACUUCAGCUACCUGCACACCAACUGUUUUGAACUCUCCGUAUUCCUGGGCUGCGACAAGUUCCCUCAUGAGAGCGAGUUGGCGCAGGAGUGGGAGAGGAACCGGGAGGCCAUGCUCAUCUUCAUGGAGCAGGUGCACCGUGGCAUCAGGGGCAUCGUGAAGGACCAGCAGGGGAACCCCAUCGCAAAUGCCACAGUGUCGGUCGAAGGGGUAAAUCACGACGUCACCACAGCUUCAACUGGGGACUUCUGGAGGCUGUUGAACCCAGGGGAGUACCGAGUGACGGCUCGAGCUGAGGGCUUCUCCCCCGUGACCAAAGUCUGCGUGGUGGGGUACCAGUCUGGAGCCACCACCUGCAGCUUUAACCUGGCCAAGUCCAACUGGGACCGCAUUAAACAGAUCAUGGCUCUCCAUGGCAACAAACCCAUCCGACUCAGCUACAGCAACAACAGAGUUCACUAUCCCGCAGCCCGAGACGGCAACAGACGCGUGGUCACCAACAGCGUCCCUUCGCCGAACUCCCACCUCAGCCCCGAGCGGCGGAGGAGGCUCAGGAUAGCACGUAUCCGUCGCCUCCGACAGCAGCGACUGAUGAGGUUAAGAUCGACUACGAUGUUACCCCCGACGACCACCACGACAACCUCAACCACAACUCCACUUCCCACAACGCCAGAGACCACCACGUCCUGGUACGAUCCAUGGCCUGUACUGGAGGGAGAGUCCUCGACACCGGGCGGCUACACGGAUUCCUUCCUGGACUAUAACUACGAGUUUAAGAUCGAUGAUUAUUAAACCAACACACACAUCCCCCCCUGCCCCCCACCUGUCUGUCUCGUCGAACUGUAAACAGGCGGUUGAAGAUCCAACAGAGGAGUCCGAUCUUUGUACGACACACGGACAACGACGACGUAAAUAUUAACCGUAUUACCUGUAGAGCGAAAACACGGCCGUCACUUAACACUGAAAUGAAAGCCUCGGCGUCGAACACGUGUUAAGUAACGGUGACGUUUUUUCCCACGCUUUCACACGUUUUACAACCAUUAUUCACUGUUUGCGGAAAAAAAAAUAUUGUGGAUCCACAUUCAGGAAAGUGACUUCUUUUUUUUUCUUUUCCACGAGACAGAUUUUCACAUCACUUUCUCCGUGGGAAGAACGAGUAGAGUGAGAGAACUGUUGGCCAUGUUGUCUCCGACACAGAUGCAAAGGCAGGAGCUGAUACUCAAAUAAAGGCCUGAUUGUACAAAAAACAA
Molecule: messenger RNA, 4006 nt
Organism: Cynoglossus semilaevis (tongue sole)
Lineage: Eukaryota; Metazoa; Chordata; Actinopteri; Pleuronectiformes; Cynoglossidae
Product: adipocyte enhancer-binding protein 1-like
Exons: 21
Coding region: 45-3548 (1167 amino acids)
Biological process (GO): regulation of DNA-templated transcription; protein processing; peptide metabolic process
Molecular function (GO): RNA polymerase II transcription regulatory region sequence-specific DNA binding; metallocarboxypeptidase activity; zinc ion binding
Source: RefSeq, a predicted model, not a curated record